CUCGUGAGUCCUGACGCUUCUUGUCUAUAUAAUGCAUAUUUGACAAAUAUGAAUGCAUACAUACGUAUAAUGUAUUGCGAAGUGGAGUAGCAAUCUAAGUGUGAUUGCCAGAGAACAAAUAUAUUAUGCACUGUACUAUAAGGUGAUGCCAUGCUUAUACCCACAUACAUAGCUUAAUAUAUUUAGUAAACGCAAAUGGGUGAACGUGCCUGAAAUCUAGAGAUACCAAAUCUGGUAUAAUCACACUAGCAUGUCGCUGUUACACCGAUGUGCUCGCAAGGGAGAUGACGGUGCAAUUGCGGAUUUCUUGCGCAUACAGGGCUCUGUAUGUGUCAACGUGAAAGACAGACACGGCCUUACUCCGCUUCACUAUGCGCUGCUACACGACCACAACAGCACCGCAAUGCUACUGGUACAAAGCGGAGGGGCCGACGUGACUGUACGAGAUGUGUGUGGUCGUGCACCAGCACUCAUGGCCUUCUCCAUCGGCUUGGCCGGGGAGCUAUGUUCCGACCUCAGUACAGAGCAGGCACACACACUGAUUGAUGACAAGGGCAGGGGCAUCGUACACUAUGCUGCCAGUGCAUGUGAUCCGGUGGCGCUGAAGUUAGCCCUGAGACUACUCGAUAAACCAUCAGACGAACGUAAAGCUAUAGCCAUCGAACUACCGCGAGAUUCCCAAGGGCAAACACCCCUCCACUACGUCUUGGGCCACCCCGGGGCCAACCCAAGAUCGACCGCCACGGACACUGUCACCAAAGCAUACGACAAUAUGACAACACCGUGUGACAAUGCACGGCAUGGUGUGACGCCACCUUGUGACACUACUACCAAUGCGUAUGACAAUACCUCAUACUUGUCCGAUAAUGCUACAGAAGCGCAGGCGAAAGUAUCACAAGCUUAUGACAUUGUCCCAAGCGCGUGUGGCACGUGUCUGCAAAAUGUGAGCUUACUAGUGGACCACUGUGGCACCGUGGAGGCGCUGUUUGUGCCGGACUACGCUGGACGCACGCCAGUCCAUAUAGGUGGCUGGCGGUCGAAGGUGCACGCGAUGAAGCAACUGAAAACCCUGUUUGUGGGCGAGGAGAAGUACAGACAAUUGCUGAAUACGCCCGACUUCAGUGGCUGUACGUUGCUGCACAUGGCUUAUUUCCGGAGAGAUCUGGACUUGGCUACAUACUUGCAAAUUGAUAUGAAGCUUCCUUUCACGCUGGACGGGUGGAGACGCUCGCCUGCGGACUGCAGAGAUACAGAGGCCAUCGAUCAAAACUUGGAAAAAUGGGCUGAACUCGAGAGAUUAGCGCGAGAGUGGACGGAUGCUAAUGUCGAAUCCGAUUCUGAAUCCAAAAGCGCUGCGCCAGUACCUUUCCAGGCCCCACCCUUUUUAACGUGUAACCAUGGCUACAGCUUCCUAAUGAAUCCCCAGGGUGACCGACAGUCGCGAGGUAUCGUUCCGCUUUCAGCAAAGAAUAAACAGUUGUCGACAAAUUCGCAUUCGCUGGAACUGGAGUCGUCUGUAGCGCACGCGGGACCUUAUGGUGAUAUCGUCAAUGGCUUGCCAAUAGAGUGUUCGCAACAAAUCAUCGCAGACGACGUACAAGCCUUCUACCUAUACCGCAACCGCGCCGCGCGUAUGGGAGGGUGUCCCGAUAUCAUCUCGAAUCUCAGCCAUACACUGUGCCCAGCACUGACACGCCUUGUACAGCCACUCCAAACAUCGCCAGCCCUACAAGUGCGACGGAUUGAGGACCCAACCAAUCCUGCGUAUAGGCCCAGUCGGAGAGCUAGAAGCAGAAGGUCAACUUGCGACGGGGGAACAGUGAGGGGGGUAUCUAAAUCAGAACACGCGCCAAUGGCUGAACUUGGCGGGGGCUUCGGUUUGUUCGCAGAGGCCUUUGUGCCUAAAGAUACGUUGAUUGGCGAGUACUGCGGAGAAGUGGUGCGACUGGAUAUGAUUGAAAGCGAACUGGCAGAGGAUUCUGAUGGUAGCGAGGGCUCGGAGGUACGUACGGCUGAGAAUACAAACGAAAACGUACCCAAAGACCAUUCUAUCGGAGUUGCUGGGAAAUGUAUACCAAGUGUCGAUUCUGUAGGAUAUAUAAACAAAGUAAUCCCAAAAGACUAUUCUAUAGAGAUACAUGUGUGUCCGAAAAGCCCCACUGAUGACUCGUACUGUAUGUGCAAUGACAAUGAGGAGCUCGUAGUUGACGGGUCAAACUAUCGCAAUGCACUGGGUUUUGCGAACGACUACAGAGGUACACUAAACAAGGCUAAGGAUACAAGUACAGCUACACAUACGGGGUCUGGUACAACGGCAGACCCAGAUGAUGUCGCAUGUAAUAGAGCAUCUCACAGGUCUAUCUGUACCAAUGGAGACGCCGAAGAACACACAAUUGUUAACAAUUCUCACUCAGAUUUGCCGCGUGACCGACAAUGUCUCGCAGUGAGCUGUGUAGGUUGCAGCCGAAGUCAACAGAAGUGUAAACCCGAGAGCGGAGCCGCCGGGUGUGGUGCGAGACCACGGUGCGACGACGGUUUAUCACAGAAUACACACGCUUCAGAAACGGUUGGUAUUGAGCCUAGGCUGAAUAGUGCUGCGAGUAUGGCCCAUGAGACCGCCAGCCUGACUGACCAGCGAUCGAAGCGAAAGGCGUCUGAUGUGCUCAGCAAGGACAGGCUUCAGAACACACAUUUCGUGCAAGUGAUGUUCAGGGGAUGGCCCAGGAUUGUGGGGGUUACGAUUGAAGACAUCUCCGCCGGAGACGAGAUUUUGAUUGAUUAUGGGGAGCUUUUCUUUCAGCAGCACGACUGA
Messenger RNA from Sphaeroforma arctica JP610, 2812 nucleotides. RefSeq lists its product as hypothetical. The record is from RefSeq and is a predicted model, not a curated record. Bases 251 to 2812 code for a protein of 853 amino acids. NCBI's taxonomy places the organism in Eukaryota, Ichthyosporea, Ichthyophonida. The transcript has 7 exons. Gene Ontology annotation, molecular function: protein binding.